Molecule: messenger RNA, 941 nt
Organism: Daphnia pulicaria
Lineage: Eukaryota; Metazoa; Arthropoda; Branchiopoda; Diplostraca; Daphniidae
Product: brain-specific homeobox protein homolog
Exons: 4
Coding region: 67-873 (268 amino acids)
Biological process (GO): regulation of DNA-templated transcription
Molecular function (GO): DNA binding; DNA-binding transcription factor activity, RNA polymerase II-specific
Source: RefSeq, a predicted model, not a curated record
UGCUUCGUCACGGUGGUUACCUAAGAGACACCCGAGUAAGCCCUUUCGCGUAGGUUUCACAAAACGAUGGAAUCCCGUGGAUCAGUUAAUCACCCAUCAAAACCAAAGACCUCCUUUCUCAUAGAGGAUAUCCUUUUUCACCGACCCAAGCAAUCGUUCGAAGACAUUCCUACAAGCAGAGAUUCGACAUUCAAUCGCCACCUGUCAUCUAACAGCUCAUCGGAGAUGAAUAAUCGGUGCUACGAAAUGCUGUUGUCCAGUGGUGGAAGUAGUGGAUUACAACAGCAGCAAACAAACAUCUCUAGCAACGCUUCCGACUACACUUUCUUCCCGAACGCGCUGGCGGCCGCUUUCCUUUGCCCCGCUCCUCCGUCAACCUUCAACCUCAACAAUCAACGCUGUAACAAGAUGGACACGCAACACCCAUCACCUCUUUUCUUUCAAGCCACAGGGUUACCUUUGACGGCUCUUCUGGCCGCCGAUGCCGGAGCUAAACACGGACGCAGGCGGAAAGCUCGGACAGUCUUUUCCGAUCACCAGCUUCAUGGACUCGAGAGGCGUUUCGAAAAGCAGCGCUACCUCUCGACUCCCGAACGUGUUGAAUUGGCUCACGCAUUACAUCUCAGCGAAACUCAAGUCAAAACGUGGUUCCAAAAUCGAAGAAUGAAGCACAAAAAACAGUUACGUAGACACGAGGACAAGAAACACAGUUGCAAUACUACGUCAGGUGGCCAACUAGAUCAUUCCAUUCAAGAUGGUCCGGCCGAUUUAUCUUUUCGUGGUGCGUUACAGUCCAACGAUAUGUCGUCCGAGUCCGAAUGCUCCGACAGCCUACUCGAAGAUGAUGUUGAUGUUAUGAGUGAUGAUACAUAAUUUUCCAGAAUUCAAAUUUAUUUUGUUUAUUAUUGUUUUUGUUUGUUUUUUAUUUGAUUUCGUCUCUU